AUGGAAGGAAAAAUUGCUCAGCUUCUCACAUUUAUCUCUGCGAUUGUUUUAGUUCUGGGAGCAGUGGAUGCCAGUGUUCCGGCAGUGUUCAUAUUUGGGGACUCCACUGCUGAUGUUGGGAACAAUAACUUCUUGCCUGCUAGUCAGGCAAAGGCCGACUUUCUGCCCAAUGGCAUAGAUUUUGUGCGAAGUAGAGCUACGGGCAGGUUCAGUAAUGGACUGAACAGUGCCGACUUCUUAGCUCCAUCAAAACAUCACUCUUUUCUUUGGCACCAGGGCCAGGUCAUCUCCAUGGCGAAGCAAGUACAAUACUUUGAGACAGUGCGUUCAAAUCUCAUAGCACACAUGGGAAUGACCGCAACGGAAAAGCUGCUCGAGAACUCUGUGUUCUUCGUUAGCACUGGAAGCAACGAUAUUUUGGAUUAUUUCGCAGCCAAUGGUCCUGUUAGCCGUGCUCAGAUGAUUGCCUUCCUUUCCAAUGUUUCCGUUACUUACAAAGGCCACCUAAGGCAACUAUACAACCUUGGUGCAAGAAAGAUUGGGGUAAUCAGUAUCCCACCCAUUGGAUGCUGCCCAUCUCAAAGAAGCUUAAAUGGCACCAGUGGUUGCCUCGAGGAAUUGAACGAGUCAGCUCGGGCAUUCUACAUGGCCACAGAAGCCAUCAUGAAGGAUCUAAGCUGUGAACUCAAAGGGUUGAAGUACUCUCUUGGAAAUGCAUACGAGAUGGUUACCAAUUUUUUCAGAAAUGCACCUCAAUUGGGAUUUACGGAGCUCGAGAGUGCAUGUUGUGGAGCUGGCAAGUUCAAUGGAGAAUCUCCCUGUCUUCCAUCUUCUUCCUUGUGCUCGAACCGCAACAAGUACCUGUUCUGGGAUUUGUUUCACCCUACGCAAGCCGCCUCUAAGUUGGCAGCCCUAACUCUGUUCCAAGGCUCUGAGGAGUUCGUAACACCAAUCAAUUUUGGCCAACUAGCUAGCUGA
Messenger RNA from Phoenix dactylifera (date palm), 978 nucleotides. NCBI's taxonomy places the organism in Eukaryota, Viridiplantae, Streptophyta, Magnoliopsida, Arecales, Arecaceae. The record is from RefSeq and is a predicted model, not a curated record.